CCCUUCAACCCAACCCAGGCUGGGAUUCUGUGUCAGGGCUCUCUGGCUCUUACGCAGUGUGCCUGACAUCAUUAAUCAUGUCCUUGUAGUUGAGACCAAAGCUCUCGGGUCAGGAAAAGCACAUGAUAGUGAUCGGGAAUGAUCCUCUGUGUUGAGGAUCCCAUAUUCAGGGUUAUUCUCUUCUCCAGCUGAAUAUGCUUUUGGCCAGGGCCCACUCUCUUCCAAGAUGUUUUUGACUUGGAAUGAAGACUUUGAUGGUUUGAGGCAUUUUUUUUCCUUGUUGCAAACACAGAGCUCUAUGUGCAGUUUUCAGAGUGGCUGCAGAAAUUUUGAGAGCCAAAUUAAAUGUGUUACAAGAUGAAAACCAGCUGAUUCUGCUGAGAAGUUGUUGGGGUGGAUUUCUUUUCAUAAAGAAACUGUUUAUCAUAAGCAUUGAAAACACUCUUGUCAAUGUUCUAAUCUAAGCUCCCUUGGAAAGACAAUUGAUGUUUUCCAAGCUGUGUGUGUUGGUGUGGCUCUGCUGAAAACUUCUGUUACUGUUAUUUACUGUUAUUUUUUGUUUUCAAAUUGAACGCUCAAAUGAGAGCCAAAAUGGCACCGUUUUUGCCUAAAUCCACAGGUGACACAUUCCCUGGAGCUAAAAGUGUUACUCCUUCUCUUGCUGUCCAAACUGCUCGGCUGCAGAGCCACUGCUCUGCUUUUAACUGCUGUUCUGCCCAGGCAAUGGGAAUGCAAUGAAAUGUGCACUCGAGGAGCCUUGUGAGCUUAGACCUUACCAGAACAUAACUAUGUAGUUCCAUGUCACAGAAAUCCUAGUGCUCCACAUCCCCCAGCAGAUGAGGAGUUCUGUCAACCUCCAGUUGGCACUUGCUGUUAAUACCUGAACUUCUCUAACAUGCACAGAAGGGAUGUGCUUUUGAAUCACUCUAAUGUUUGAGUCGCAGUUCAUUUUAGGAAGGGAAUUGAAAUCUUUGAGCCUAAAACUGCUGCUGGAAAUGCAAACGUGGUUUGGCGAGCAGGUGGGAAGUGGCAGGGGAAGGCAGGCUGUUCUUUGCAGGCUCACCCUGGACACUCUAUCUGGAGGAGUGCUGACUGCUUCUGCCACACAGGACCAAGUCAUCACGAUGCCGGCACUGCCUCUAGAUGAACUCCAGCUGACAGAAAGGGAUCCCAAAACAGGGAAGAUGAGAACUUUACCAGCACUGCACCCAGAAAUAAAAGCAGAUCGGUCUUUUGUGCUAUACAGACCGCCACCCCUCGCCAGAGACCCUGCUUUAGUGGAAGAGUUCUUGGAGAGAGCCAGAUUCAUUGCAGAUGACCUGAACUGGCUUCUGGCUUUGCCUCAUGACAAAUUUUGGUGCCAGGUGAUAUUUGAUGAGACACUUCACAAGUGUCUGGAUUCCUACUUGCGCUUUGCCCCUCGCAAGUUCGACGCGGUGCUGGAUUGUCACCCCGAGGUGAGCGACAUGCAGAGGGGUCUUCACCGGAGCGUCUUCCUCACCUUCCUCAGGAUGUCCACUCACAAGGAGUCCAAGGAUCAUUUUAUCACCCCCUCUGUCUUUGGAGAAAUUAUUUACAAUAACUUCCUGUUCGACAUCCCGAAGAUCCUGGAUCUCUGUGUGCUUUUUGGGAAAGGAAAUGGUCUCCUGCUCCAGAAGAUGAUCGGAAAUAUAUUCACCCAACAACCAAGUUACUUCAGUGACCUAGACGAAACCCUGCCCACUGUCCUCCAGGUAUUCAACAAUAUUUUGCAGCAGUGUGGUUUGCAGUGUGAAGGAGCCUCUGCUGAGCCCCAGAAAUUGGAAGAAAAAGUAAAUGUGACUCCAGGAAACAUGCCCCUCCAGGAGCUGAAGGACAUUGUGCUGUACUUAUGUGACACCUGCACGACACUCUGGGCAUUCCUUGAUAUCUUCCCAUUGGCCUGCCAGACCUUCCAGAAACAUGAGUUUUGUUACAGAUUAGCUUCAUUUUAUGAACUGGCAAUUCCUGAGCUGGAAGCUGCAAUCAAGAAGAGGCACUAUGAGGACAACAGUGUCUUUGCUGAUUUGUGGAGGAGAAUUUCGCAUUCCAGAAAGAAGAUGGUAGAAGCUUUUCACAUCCUAAUAAACCAAGUCUGUCUGCAGCCCAUCUUAGAAAGCAGCUGUGAGAACAUUCAGCCUUUUAUUGAGGAAUUCCUACAGAUCUUCACUUCAGUGCUCCAGGAAAGGAGAUUUCUCCGUGAUUAUGAUAAGCUGUUUCCUGUUGAGGAUGAUGUCAGCCUGCUUCAGCAAGCAUCCUCCACGCUAGAUGAGACCAGGACAGCCUAUAUCCUGCAAGCAGUGGAAAGUGCAUGGGAAGGGGUGGACAGGAAAAAAGCACAAGUCAUUAAAGAUCCAGCACCAGCAGCAGCAUCUAAUGGAGCGUCAGCAAUGCUGGAGAGCACUGCUGGGGACAUGGAGGAGCUCGGGGCUGGAUAUGUGUCAGAGGAUGAGUGUGCUGGUGCAGCGGCUGCGCCCAUCGCCAGGGUCUCAGGGGUGGAGCUGGACUCUCUGAUCUCUCAAGUGAAAGACUUGCUGCCAGACCUCGGUGAGGGCUUCAUCCUGGCCUGCCUGGAAGAGUACAGCUACAAUGCAGAGCAGGUCAUCAACAACAUUCUAGAAGAGAAGCUGGUGCCAUACUUGGAUAAGCUGGACCGAACAAUGCAAAGGCAGCUGAAGCCAGACCCGACUCCUCUGGUCACUUCUCGCUAUAAUGUUUUCCAGAACGAUGAGUUUGAUGUUUUCAGUAGGGAUUCAGUGGAUGUUUCUCGGAUUCAGAAGGGCAAGAGGAGGGAGAAGGACACCACCAGAAGUUUGCUGAAUGACAAGCGCCUGGUUGCUGAGCAGAAGGAGCGCUACAGCCAGUACAGCCUGGUGGUGGAGGAGCUGCCUGUGCAGCACGGGGAGGCUCAGCUCUACGGGGAGGACUACGAGGACGAGUACGACGACACUUAUGAUGGAAACCAAGUGGGGGCUAAUGAUGCUGACUCAGAUGAUGAGCUCAUCAGUAGGAGGCCCUUCACAAUUCCUCAGGUCUUGAGAACUAAAGGGCAGGAGGAAGGACAGGAGGAAGAGGAAGAGGAUGAAGAGGAGGAGGAGGAAGCUGAAAAGGAAAGAACAAAGGACCAUUUUGUGCAGGACCCAGCGGUGCUGCGGGAGCGAGCUGAAGCCCGGCGCCUGGCGUUCCUGGCGAGGAAGGGGUACAAGCACGACAGCUCUGCUGUGGUUGGGAACGUGAAGGGCCACGGGCAGAACCGGGAGACGGUGCAGGAACGGAGGAAGAAGGAAGCAAACAAAAGCACAAGAGCGAACCACAACCGCCGCGCCAUGGCUGACAGGAAGCGCAGUAAAGGCAUGAUCCCCUCCUGAGAGACUCUUGUUAGUGCAGGUGUUGCAUCACCCCCAGUCCUCUGCCUGGCAGGAGGCAGUUGUGCUCCAUUCCCUCAGUGCUCCCUUGGCCCAGGGCCGUCAUGAUCAAUAGCUGGUGCUGUGGCUCACGUGGAAUUGCAGGUCCUGUGGGUGCCCACGGGAAGGAGCUGCCCUCCAGGCCGGCCCUGACUGCUCUCCAGGUCAGAGAGACACGUGUGUAUGCCCCUGGGCUGCACCAGCCCUUCCUUUCCUUUUGUACUAUUUAUAAUUCUGAGAACUUUAUUUUCCUAGGGGCUCCUUGCGCCCUCCCCACCACCCAGGCGGGUUUCCAGGUCCCUCCAAGAGCCAGGCUUCCCGGGAACAGCCCUCACAGCUUUCUGCUCUGCUGAAAUGCCUUAUCCUGAGGUACAACUGGAAGGUUGGUAGGAAAACACUGGGGCUGUUCCUGUGGCUGGCAGACACAGGAGUUCAGGUGAACAAGACCUGAUAAAUCUCUGUCCCUAGAGUGAGGUGUGUGAAAACAGAAUGUGCAAAUAAAUGAUUUGGACCUUUUA
This is a messenger RNA of Strigops habroptila (Kakapo), 3940 nucleotides long. It is a transcript of the gene ASCC2, whose product is annotated as activating signal cointegrator 1 complex subunit 2. Lineage: Eukaryota; Metazoa; Chordata; Aves; Psittaciformes; Psittacidae. The transcript has 19 exons. Bases 930 to 3386 code for a protein of 818 amino acids. The record is from RefSeq and is a predicted model, not a curated record. Gene Ontology annotation, molecular function: ubiquitin binding. Gene Ontology annotation, biological process: regulation of DNA-templated transcription.